AAAGAAACAGCGUGGCAAUAGAUUUCCUGGUCAAGCAUAACAUCAGACCAGCUUUAGGCAUACACUGAACGAACCCUCAUAUAUUUAUCAUAAGUUGUUGAAGGUUCUGCAUUAAUCGAAGAGCAUCGAGUUUCAGUCCUGCCACCCCUGCUCUUGGACUCUCCCACUCCAGAUCUGAGAAGCCGGUAGUCGAGAGUGAUCCCAACGGAUACCGUGUUCUAGCUUUGUCAACACUACAGUCAGUCCUCCAGUGUCGCUGUGCUUUCAUCAACUUCAUAAUUUACAUAUCAAUAGUUUGAUAAAGUAAACAGAGUAAAUAUGUUCAGCAGCGGCACACGCACGGUGCGAACAUUUUUCUCAGAUGGAUCGGGACCCCCGAAGAUGGACACGAAAACGUACUCGUUCGGAGGAGAUGGUGGUCCAAGCGUUGGCAUGGGAGGUGGAGAGUUCAACAUUGGCUUUGGAAGUUCCUUUGGGGACCGGGGGAUGCGUUUUAGCCAAGGGGGUGAUGCUGGGGGUGGUGGCAGCUCAUCGGGAGGAUUUUCCAUCCCCGGGGGAUACCGCUUCUCGGGCUUUACCCAGGGUGGGGGAGGGCAGGGGGGUCACGGCCGUCACUGCAGCCGAGAGCCAGAUAUCGGUGGAAGGGCUACUAGAAAAGAAAAGAAGAACCCCUUUGCGGGUGUUGUCAACCAAAAAUACGCUGAUAUAAAGGCAAAGUGUUUGCAAGAAGGAAUACUGUUCGAGGACCCCGAGUUUCCGACAGUCGAUUCAUCAAUAUUCUUCAGCCGUGCACCCCCAAGGCCAUUUGAGUGGAAAAGACCGACGGAAAUUUGUGAUGACCCCCAGUGGAUCUCAGAGGGAGCCAGCAGGUUUGAUGUGCAGCAGGGUGAACUCGGAGAUUGCUGGCUGUUGGCUGCAGUUGCCUCCCUUACAUGUAACAACAAGCUGUUGGCAAGAGUUGUUCCCCCUGAACAGAACUUCACAGAUGAAUACUGUGGGUUGUUCAAGUUCAACAUCUGGCACCAGGGAGACUGGGUGGAGGUCAUUGUUGAUGACAGGCUUCCUACAUACCACAACCAGCUAGUAUUCAUGCACUCUGUGGAGAGGAAUGAAUUCUGGAGCGCAUUGCUGGAAAAGGCUUAUGCCAAACUGUGUGGAUCCUAUGAAUCCCUUAAGGGCGGCAGCACCAGUGAAGCUAUGGAGGACUUUACAGGAGGUGUGACAGAGAUGUUCGAUCUCCCUAAAGCCCCCCCAAAUCUGCUCCGGAUCAUGUUGAAGGCAUUUGACAGAUCAGCUCUCAUGGGAUGCUCCAUAGAUCCUGAUGGUCAAGCCUUGGAGGCGGAGCUGACCAAUGGUCUGGUGGUAGGCCACGCCUACAGUGUCACUGCAGUGAAACUGAUGGAUAUAGUGCUCCCACGAAGGAUCGAUGUUCAGACGUCCCGGGUGUCGGGGCAGAUCCCCAUGGUGAGGAUCAGAAACCCCUGGGGUAAUGAGGCCGAGUGGAAUGGGGCGUGGAGUGACCAGUCCCAAGAAUGGUCCCUCAUUUCACCCGAGGAGAAGGAGGAGAUGGGUCUGACCUUCGAUGAUGAUGGAGAGUUCUGGAUGGCCUUCUCAGACUUCAAGGAAAACUUCACCAAGCUGGAGAUCUGUAACCUUGGGCCGGACUCCUUGGAUGAGGCUGACCUGGGCAACAAGAAGAAGUGGGAGGUCAAUAUUCAGCAUGCUGACUGGAAGAGAAGGGUCAACGCUGGUGGCUGCCGCAACUACCUUGAUUCCUUCUGGACAAAUCCCCAGUUCCGAGUGACCUUGACCGACCCUGAUGAUGACGACGAUGAUGAGAUGUGCACCAUGAUCACAGCACUGCUGCAGAAGGACCGCAGGAAGAAGAGGAAGGAAGGCCUUGACCUUCUCACUAUUGGUUAUGUUAUCUACAAGAUAGAAAGUCCAGACAGUGGACCCCUUGAUGUCAACUUCUUCAAGUAUAAUGCCUCAGUGGCUAAGUCCCCAACAUUCAUCAACAUGCGUGAGAUAUGCGGGCGUCACAAGCUGCCUCCAGGCACCUAUGCCAUCAUCCCCUCCACCUUUGAACCCGGAGAGGAGGGAUCCUUCCUGCUCCGAAUCUUCACAGAGAAGGCCAAUGAAACUGGUUUCCCCCAUUGCGAGCUGGAUGAGAGGACUUCAUAUGUGGAGGAAGAGCGUCGCCAUCGACCUCAACCUAGACCUACUCGACCAACAACGGUGCGCGGUUACCAAACUGGGAUAACUUCCGAUGAAGUUGUACAAACUCAGGCAAUUCCAGUAUCGGCCGCGCGGAGACAGGAGGCGCCACCACCGACGGAGGAAGAGCAGCAGCAGGGAGACAACUUGAAAGAAAGUUUCCGAAAUAUCGCCGGGGAGGACAUGGAGAUUGAUGCAUAUGAACUCAGGGACAUUCUCAACUCCGUCUUCACAAAAGACGACUUUCUUGAGUUCUCCUUCGAGGGCUUCACCAUUGACUGCACUAGGAGCAUGGUAGCCAUGCACGAUGGUGAUCUGUCCGGCAAGCUGGGCUAUGAUGAGUUCAAGGCCUUGUGGCUUGACCUGAGGAGAUGGAAGGGAGUUUUCAAGGAAUACGACCAUGACGGAAGCGGACAUCUGAGCUCCUAUGAAAUAAGAGCAGCAUUAAAAUCUGUUGGUUUCCGACUGAGCAACCUGACGUCCAGAUCUGUUGUGAUGAGAUACAGCAACAAGGAGGGACAGAUCGAGUUCGGGGACUUUAUUAUGUGUGCAAUCAGGCUCAAGACUAUGCUGUCUUCUUUCAAGGCAGUGGAUCCCGAGGGUCAGGGUCUUGGAGCCUUUGAUGUUGAUACUUUCAUACAAACCACGAUGUACUCCUAAAACAGUUGUCAUGACAAUGGGGUCAGCCAUAUUGCUGCCAGUCACUUCUGCCAUCUUUGAUGUCCUAUAUUCUACCUACUGUCAUAUCAGUCAAUGUUAUUUCAUACCACGAAUCUCUUGAUGUUGAUGAAACUACGCCCUUGGUUGUGUGUAGUUCAUUCCUGUUUAUUGAUGUGUUUGUAAACAGUUUCAAUAACCAUUCUUCCAUAUUGAUAUAAAACUUCAAACUUGCAAUAAUGUUUAUGUUCUCGCCUUUGGAAAUGGAUUUUGUAGGACUUAUUCCACUUUUCCAUUAUUGUUAUUUCUACUUUGAAACUGUUGAUAAAAUGUCUUUCAUAAUAAAACAUGUCCCACUGACUCAGGACGUAAAUAAAACCACAUGCUAUGCAUUUGAAUCAUUCUUAGAUUUGUGAAUAAGGUAUCUCUAUCAGUCCAGAGUACUGAUGUAUGCUCAAUGCAAGAUCUGGCAGUAUUAUGUCAUAUCAAUGAAAAAUGUUUGAACUUGAAAAAAACAGUAUGAAACAUCCUUACCUCUGUUAUGGCAAAAAAUUCGUCCAUGCGAAUACUGCAUAAUGGUAGCAAACUUAAAAUCUUCUUCAAGGCCUGUUAAAAAAUAUUUCUUGUUUGUUAGUACCAACCUACUUUUAAGACUUUUAAGACUUUUAAGAAAAUAUUCUUUUAACUCAAAUUUCGAUUCUUCCAUAUUCUGUAUUUUGCACACACCAUGCAAUUUGUAGUGGUCAGAUUUGCUGGGGAGCCUAGCAGUGGUCACCAUGGCCAAAUGAAGAUAUGUGGUAGAUUACAAUCAAAUUUCCUUUUGUACAUUCGUAGACUUCUAAAUAAAUAAGAUCCUCCCUCAGUGUUGAAAAAAAUCAUUAAAAACAAGAAUAUAUUUUUUAACUGGCCUAAUUCAAUUUUACCUUCCUCUUUCAAUGAAAACACUGAUUCUUGGUCUUUGGAUCAUGCUAGGCCUAGACUCUUGCCUUGACUAAAUGACAGUUUAUGAUUGUUAUGCCUUGAAUAAAUGCUUCUUCCAUGGCUGUACCACUGCAUGUCUGAAUUAUGUUGAAAUGUGACGAGACUGCAUGAAAGAUUUGUAAAAUGACUGCAUUAAAAGUAUUGGAAACUGGGGGAAAUGUAACAAGCCCCAGACCAUUAUUUUAUAUCAAAGAUGGAAAUAUGGCUGAGUAACCAGUCUUGUUGAUUUGGAUUUCCAUUUCCAACACUGGCAUUAUUUAACAGAAUUAUUACCUAUAUCUUAUCUACAUAUCUUCUCUUGUCAAUCAUAGUAGAGUUUUGCUUGUGAUUAUUUGGAGAAAAACUUAAAGUAAUGUUUGAAAGACUUAACUUAAGAUGGCAUACAGGAAUAUUAUUGAUAAGGUUGGACCAAUAUAUGUCUUUGUUAUCAGUUUUAGGCCAUAGAUGCAGGAAACAAGAAUAUACAAUGUGUUAAAAUGACAUAACAUUUAUGUCGUUAGUAAAUAGGUAUUCUAUAAACAAGAAUUUAUAUUGUUUUGCUUCAAAUUAGCUGUUAAAAUUAAUAUCAGUGCACAAUUUGUAAAAUGCUGGAGAUUAAAUGGGUAAAAAAGAAUAAAACAAAUAUUAUUUUUUUUGACAUUUCAAGUUUCAGGUUGGCUUGUUUAUAAACAAAGAAGAAAUUGGUCGAACCUAAGAAGUGGCAGAUACUCACAGAUCAGUGAAUAAUGUUUGUUAGGUUCAGUAUUUCCUGCUUGAUGUAUAUUGUGCCUUGAAGAAUCUGUUAGCACAUAGUAACACCGCCCAUCUUACACAUACAAUGCGGGUAUUUGUGUUCUUAAAGUUUUGUUCGCUGAACGUCCUGUGUUUCAUUCCUAGGAAGGAACAUCACAUUAUCUGUUUGUAAAUGUUCAUGACGAUAUACAUGUACUUUUCAUCAUAUUUAUUAUAUCUUUCUGAUCAGAUACUCUACGUAGUUGUUAUUAUUGCUGUGUUAUUGGCCCUCCUACUAUUGGUUACCAAACCAGAAACGAUUCUACUUCGGCCCCGAAAACCUUUUCGCUUUAUAUCAACAUGGAUGAUCUUAUAACUAGUGGAGCAUUCUCAGAUAGCAAAUUUAUUUAUUUAGCUUUUUCAAGCCAUCAUUUUGGGGUAGAAACAAGUGUACGAAACAGAUUAAUUAACCCAAUUUUUAGAGGGCCUUUAAACACAGCAAAUGUUGUAGUAUUUAUCUUGCUAAGAGUUGCAGUAAUAUGUAUAUAAGAGUCUUAGUACUGCUUUGUUUCUGUUUGAUUGUUAUUUUCAUCUUGAACAAUAUUGUACAAUUCAGUGAGGGAAAAUACAUGAUUAUGAGAUAAACUGCUUCUAGCAAGAUGUCUACUACUGUUUUCUAGUUUGAACAGACUGACAAUAAAGUUGUUAGGAUAUGACACAAAUAAACACUGUUUGUUAUUAACAGACUGACCUGGAUUGUUAUUGAUGCUAAUCAUUACAUGUAUAAUGUAGUUUUAGUGAGAGGCAAGAAGAUAAUAUUCUAAGUGAUUUAUUUACUCAAAUGGUGCAUGUGGCAAUGUUGGCUUAGAGAUUUAUUUAUGGAUAUUAUGUUCUAAUAUGAACCUUAAUGUACAUUUUUAUCUUGUAGUUUGCUUUACGUUUAAACAUUGGCAGACUCGAUGUUCUGCAAGACAAGUUCGCUGCAGUCUUUGUUGAAUGUUAAUGCAGUUAAUUAAAAUUGUGUAGCUCACCUG
Haliotis rufescens (red abalone) is the source of this 5600-nucleotide messenger RNA. RefSeq names its product calpain-B-like. The transcript is spliced from 23 exons. Gene Ontology annotation, cellular component: cytoplasm. The record is from RefSeq and is a predicted model, not a curated record. The coding region runs from base 319 to 2877 and encodes 852 amino acids. Gene Ontology annotation, molecular function: calcium-dependent cysteine-type endopeptidase activity; calcium ion binding. Gene Ontology annotation, biological process: proteolysis. NCBI's taxonomy places the organism in Eukaryota, Metazoa, Mollusca, Gastropoda, Lepetellida, Haliotidae.